This is a messenger RNA of Olea europaea var. sylvestris, 980 nucleotides long. RefSeq names its product tRNA-specific adenosine deaminase 1-like. Gene Ontology annotation, cellular component: nucleolus; cytoplasm. NCBI's taxonomy places the organism in Eukaryota, Viridiplantae, Streptophyta, Magnoliopsida, Lamiales, Oleaceae. Gene Ontology annotation, molecular function: double-stranded RNA adenosine deaminase activity; double-stranded RNA binding; tRNA-specific adenosine deaminase activity. The record is from RefSeq and is a predicted model, not a curated record. Gene Ontology annotation, biological process: RNA processing; adenosine to inosine editing. The transcript is spliced from 4 exons. The coding region runs from base 32 to 898 and encodes 288 amino acids.
AGCCCAAUAACUGCCGAAAAGAACUGGAGCAAUGGAUAUAUACACCAACAGGCUCAAUCUUCUGUCGGUGAAUUCCGCCAUGGCUUCCGGCUCUGAACUUCCUCUACAUUCACCAGAAACGACGUCGUCGGCUAUGGUGGUGGCGGAAGAGGAGGAGAAGCCGUUGGGGGAGAGAGUAUCAGCAGCAGCUUUGUCAAUUUAUAAUUCUCUUCCCAAAAAAGGAAAGCCUCAAGGGGGUGAAGUCACUGUUUUAGCGGCUUUUCUCCUCUCCAAUCCGUCUCAAGAGUUACAAGUGGUGGCAUUGGGCACGGGAACAAAAUGCAUAGGGCACUCACGGCGGAGUUCGAGAGGCGAGGUCGUGAAUGAUUCGCACGCCGAAAUUAUCGCCAGGAGAGCUCUUCUUAGGUACUUCUAUAUGGAGAUUGGAUGUCUGACCGAAAACUUUAGUAACCAUAGACAUAAUAAUGGAAGAAUACUGUUGCAUGGUGAUGAAAUCGCAUACUCGCCUUUACAUUUGGGCACCGAUAACUGUGGCAAAGGAAAAUACAAAUUGAGACCGGGCUGGCAGUUACAUUUGUACAUAUCACAGUUACCCUGUGGAGACACAUCACUCAGUUCCCAAUUGUUUACUUCAGUUGGUCCUUUGGAACAAAGGGAUAAGCAACACCACUCUGCAGACCAUGAUUCCAUGACCAAGGAAUUUUCAGAAUCUUCAGCAAUGGUGAACGGUAAUGUUGGGAAAUUUAACCUACGACUACUCCCUUGUAUCCCUGCUAUUUCAAUUUUGAAUUCCAUAUCACUGAAGAUAUACCUCGUUUUCCAUCAUUUAGUUGCUUUGCUCUGUUCACUUUCAAGGGUUGUCCAGGUUAUUGCAUUUGUAUUCCAGUUGUUGUACUGAUAUUCUUAGAAUGCUACUUUAGUGAAAACAAAGUGUUCAUAACGCGAGAGAGAGAGAGAGAGAGAGAGAGAGAGAGAGAAUU